AUGGAUGCUGAGACUACCGUAGAAUCGUUAUUACGAGAAAUUGACAUCGAGGUUAAUAACAGCAUAAGAGAAAGCAAGAGUGAGAGACAUUUGAAGAAAAUUUUGGAUGAUAAUAUAAGUGACACAACUCAUAACGACAACGUACUGUCAUCCCCUUUCAAAGCUACUUUGCAACCAUUAGAGACUGACUUACUGUUGCCCCCAUCAAGAAAACUUGCUUCCACUAUUGAAAAUUUAUCAGGUUCUACCGUUACUCAUCGUAUAACCAAAAAUUCAAGCCCCAGUGCAAUGAAAUUACAAGCAAGGAUCGACCGUACUCCAGGUACAGAAUGUGAUGCGGAUAUCAUGGAUUCUGCAAGACCCUUACUGCCACAUUCAAAAUCUGACACUUUUCUAUCAUCUCCCGUACAUUUCUCAAUGGAUGAGGAAAGUUUUGCUAGCGAUGACAAUUAUUCUCCACAGAUUAAACAUUCACCUUCUAAGAUACCUUUGACAAGUAAGAUUAUCAUUAAUAAUUUUAUGAAGAAUGACGUACCCCCAACUAGGGCAUCUUCUGGAUCCUCUGUUGGUGACGAAAAAAUAACCUCUUUAUCUGUGACUUUACCAAAUGAUCAUGUUUAUAAUUUAGAGAAAAUCCCAAGUAUACCAGACACACCAGAACUUGGAGUCUUCGUACAACCAAAUCUCAACAAAACUGAGUCUCUCAGAUUUGUCAGUGUUUCUACGUUUGAAAAAGAUCGUGAAGAACAUCAAAGCACGAAAGAAGCAUCCCCAUAUUGUGAGGAGAAUGAACAAGAAUCCGAUAUUAGAGAUCUAAGUAUUGCUUUGGAACCGAAUAGCACAAUUGCAGAAGCCAGUACAGCGGAAGAUCUCAAAUUGUUAUCCGCAGAGCUCUCAAAUGGUCAAGUUGAUGGAGAGAAUGGUUCAGUGAUAAUUAGUCCUUUUGAAACUGGAUUGACGGAAGAAGAUUCAACUACUGACGACCUUCAAACCCAGAUUGAUAAUGCUCCCAUCUUGGAAAGCAAAGAAAAAUUUGCUUACUCACUUGAAGGAGAAGGAUUCGAAACAGAAGUAAAACCAGAAAACAAUGCUCCUGAUACAGCAGCUGUUGAUGAAGAUACAAAAGAUGGGACAAGUAAGCUACCUGAAAUUGAAAAAGGAAAAAAUACUGAAGGUAAGACGCCUGCUAUGGGAUUAGGUUUGGUAAGUAUUGGAUGUCCAGAAAACAACAAUGCAAUAAACCAAAACAUAGCAGAAGAAAUAGUAGAAAAUAAGGUCGUUUUGGAAGCUGAUUCGCAUGAAACUCUUUCUUUUAAGAGUUUGGUUCCUGUAAAUACAGAGCUUGAUGCCACUUCAGUUAAAGAAACAGACGUGGGAUCACCUAACGACUCCAUUGAUGAACUUGUUGAUUUUACACCAGUAUUACCGCAAUUACCUGUAUUAGAUCCGCUGUUUUUGGAUGAUCCAUUAAACCAUGAUCCAGAUAGUUCACUUGAUUCAAUCGACGCUAGAAGACAGAUUUCUCCAACUGACUAUUUAUCUGUUUGGCAUUUACAGGAUUCAGUCAUACCUGCACCAGAAACGACAAUAAAGCAGGCUCCACGGCCCGAUUCGCCAAUGAUGCAACAUUCCUACAGAUUUAAACCGAAGUUGGUUCAUAGUAGUAAGAUACGUUACUCUGAGACAUUAUCGAGAGAAUCGCAGGUGAGGAAUCACGAUUAUGAUGAUAAUGUAUCCCUUGGUGAGGAGUUCAGUAAAGUAAUGGAAAAUAUGUUAGGCGAUAAUGCAUCAUCACUACUAACAUCGGUGGAAACUACUUCUUUAAGGCCAAAUUAUUUAAAUAUUUGGACUGAUGAAGAGACUCAAAUGAGGGAAAAAUAUACAAAAGUUGAUGUCAGUGAGAUCUUAAUAGAGGAGGGGAAGCUUACAAAUUUGAAAUCAUCAAGUAAUGAUGUGGUUGUAGGUAAAGCAGAUAGUAUCAAGAGUUAUGAAGUUGAUAUGGAAUCGAUUGAAAGUAACUCUGAGGGACUUAGAACUUCAGGUCAUAUUGAAAGCCCCUUCAAAUUUAUUAGGAAGAAGGAAUACCAAGAGCCUGAAUUAAACAAUUCAGCUAACCUAUUUUCCAAACCUUUAAAAGGUAAACCUAGGGAGGAAAAGAAAUUGGAGGACAACGUUAUUGAGAAACUGGUUGAAGAAGUAGCGGUCGUUGAAGAUAAAGAAGCUUUGGUAGAGGAGGAACUUAAGGACUAUGGUAUCCUGUACUUGAAACUUGAAAAGAUGAAAAUUAAUUUAAGUGGAAUUUCAAAUCAUCAAGCAAAAUUCUGCCUGGAGAUUGACAAUGGGAUAAAUGUAGCACGUAGUCCCUGGAAAAAAUUAGAUGAUGAUGAUUAUUUCAUUAUCGAUAGAGAGUUAGAAAUUCCAACAUUGAAUUUAAAACAAACGAUCUAUGUCACGUUAAAAUGUCAAUAUAAGAAGGCAGAAACUGAAUUAGUUGAAGUUGUCAAGAAAAUAAGUGUUGGCAAAAAAUACAAUUUUAUUGGUAAGAAUAAAUAUGCUUACGAAAAGAGGUAUGUUCAAAGGCCAGUGACUUUUGAUGAAUGGGAUUACAUGUUUGCAGAAGAUGGAUCGUUUGGAUAUUGUGAAAUUAAAUUAGAUAAAGAAUUUUUGAAACAAAAUAAAUUUAAUGGUAGUUUUGAUAAGAUAUCGGCUGAAGUUAAGAAUAGAUGGGCUAGGAUACCUAAUAAUAAAGACUCCAAGGUAAAGAAUUUUGAGUUACCACGUCGAAAAGAAUAUAAAAUUGGCACAAUAGAAUUUAAUGGCUGUUACAUUGAAAGAAGUUCGAACUUAGAGGUUUUCCCUAAGAAUCGUGAAUUGGUGAAUGAUAUGGUUAAAAAAUUGCAGGAACAAGAAAAGAUACGAAGAGAAGGGUAUUUACAACAAGAAGGCGGCGAUUUAGAGGGUGUUAUAAAGAAGAGGUUUUUCAAAUUGAAUGGGACAUCGAUGGUCGGAUUUCAUGAAAAUAGUGGUAAAGCGCAGAUAACGAUAAAUCUAUUAAAAGUUUGCAAAGUGAUUAGUAGUAGUGAUGUUGUUAGGGGGAAAGAAGUAAGAAACUUGACUGAUUUGGUUUUAGUUGGUGAAAGCUUUGAAUUAGUUUUCAACAAUGGUGAUAAGAUAAUAUUGAAUUCCGAUAUAUCGACGAGGGACACUAUAGAAUGGUAUAAUACCAUUAAAAGGGUUGUUGAAUUGAACUCUGUUCAUCAACCUUGGGUUAAAAAGAUGAGUAAAUUUAGUAUAAGGACAUAA
This is a messenger RNA of Kazachstania africana CBS 2517, 3303 nucleotides long. It is a transcript of the gene BUD4, whose product is annotated as Bud4p. Lineage: Eukaryota; Fungi; Ascomycota; Saccharomycetes; Saccharomycetales; Saccharomycetaceae. Gene Ontology annotation, biological process: protein localization to bud neck; axial cellular bud site selection. Gene Ontology annotation, cellular component: cellular bud neck contractile ring. The coding region runs from base 1 to 3303 and encodes 1100 amino acids. Gene Ontology annotation, molecular function: GTP binding. The transcript has a single exon. The record is from RefSeq and is a predicted model, not a curated record.